AGUCAGGGAGCAAAAAGAAAAACAGUUCAAGCCUGAGACGGCGCCGAAGUCGAGUAUUGGAAAACGGCCAACAAAAAUGUCGCACUGUUGUGUGCCGAUGUGCGUGAAUGACUCACGCUAUUCAAAGGAGUUCUCCUUCCAUAACUUCCCUAAAGAUGAGAAGCAAAGAAGCCUAUGGAUUCAGAAUAUUCGGAGAGAACCUGGAGUCCAUUUUAAGAUAACAAGAAAUACUUACGUUUGCUCGGAACACUUCAAACCGGACGACUUCAAGAGAACCCUGACGGGAAUACGCAUUCUAAAGCCUGGCGUAGCUCCCACAGUUUUUCCGUGGACAGGGGGAGUUCUGGAAGGGAGACGGCCAACUUGCAGUUUGAGGAAGGAGUGUUCGACUAUAUCUGUACAGGAUGAGGUAAGCAUUGACGUUGGACAGAUUUCUUGCACCGUUGCACCGCUGAACAAGCUUCUAGACCAUGACUAUCUGGAAGUGAGAGAUCCUGAACAGCAUCUCCAAGCAGCUAACGCCCGGAUCAAGGAGCUCCAGCAGCAACUGGACUGGCUGCGCCGGCCCGAGAGGUACUUCCUGGAGAGGUUCUCCAAUGAUCCGGCCAAGCUACAGUUCUACACGGGGUUCCAGACCCACGCCAUGUUCAUGGCGUUCUUCCAGUGCGUCCUUCCGCAUGCGUCCAGCCUGGCCCAGUGGGGGCAGACCGUUACCCGGCUGCUGGGGGAAGGUCUGUCUCAGCAGCGGCGGGGAUCGCAGUGCCAGCUGUCGCUGUUUGACCAGUUCUUUCUCUUCCUCAACAAGGUUAAGCUGGGCUCGUUUGACGAAGAUCUGGCAGACAAGUACGGCAUCUCACCAUCCGCGGUCACGAUGCUGACCAUAACGUGGGCCAACUUCCUGUACGAUUUGCUCGGAAGUGUUUGCCUCUGGCCCACACGAGAGAAAGUCAGUCGGCUCUUGCCGGACGCUUUCAAGCUGUGCCCCAAGACACGCGUCAUUUUGGACUGCACCGAACUGACCAUCCAGACUCCGUUCCCGGCAAACGUGAACCAAAAACUCUGUCCCAGUGUCAAAAGAUGCAGUACAGUCACAUGCAAAGGCCUGGUCGGGAUUUCACCAGGGGGAUUUGUGACCUUUGUCAGUGGCCUGUAUGAUGGUGGCACUUCGGGGGAAGAUGUGACUGAGGACUGCGGUAUUUUAGACCUACUCGAACCCGGGGAUGAGGUCAUAGCAGACACAGGCCUAGGCAUCGGGGACUUGCUCAUCGAAAUAGACUGUGCUCUGGUGGACAUGCCACUUUCCUCAGCUCAGAGAAAUGAGGACAGUGAUCAUACAUGUCUUUCUGAUCACAUAGAGCGGAUCACUCAGAGGGUAAAACAGUUCCAUCUCUUGGACAGACCCCUUCCAAAGUCUCUCGCUGAUGUCGCCAAUGAGCUGUGGACAGUCUGUUGCUUACUACCCAACUUUCAGGGGCCGCUAAUCUAAAAACCAAUGUGGAUUAUUAAAGACAUUGUACAGUGUAUAUCUAUUUAUUAAAAAAAAAAACUUGUUUAGAGAACCCAUUUGACUGAGCGGUAGAUCAAAGCAAGCCAUGAUAGAACGUAACAGGUGUGAGGAAAAUGAAAUCUUGGAGUUCUCAGCUGAUUACAAAUACACACCUCUUUCACAAGCCAAAUACAUUUUAAUGAGUGAAGCAGUUGGUCAAGGCACUAUUGGAAUGCAAAGUCUAUAUCAUUUUUGUGUGUAAUUUUAGUCAACUGUAAACAGACGUAUUCCCAAAAAGUGAUGUCAACUUGGAAUAACGAUUGUGAUUCAGAGUCAGUGCAAAUAAUUGAAUUUUCUGACGUUCAGCCUUC
Molecule: messenger RNA, 1857 nt
Organism: Acanthaster planci (crown-of-thorns starfish)
Lineage: Eukaryota; Metazoa; Echinodermata; Asteroidea; Valvatida; Acanthasteridae
Source: RefSeq, a predicted model, not a curated record